Molecule: messenger RNA, 4974 nt
Organism: Trichoderma atroviride IMI 206040
Lineage: Eukaryota; Fungi; Ascomycota; Sordariomycetes; Hypocreales; Hypocreaceae
Product: putative NRPS-like protein biosynthetic cluster
Biological process (GO): fatty acid metabolic process
Molecular function (GO): phosphopantetheine binding; medium-chain fatty acid-CoA ligase activity
Source: RefSeq, a predicted model, not a curated record
AUGGACUCUCUCCACUCUCUCUCGGGACUUUCAGUCUUGCUUGAGAGCUUAUACUCCCUGCCAAUACCUGAAAUCAGCACAAGUGGAGGAUUUAAACAUCUUCUAUGUUCAAGCAUUGACAAGGAACGGAUCUUGGAGGCAAUCCCAGACACGCCACAUCCUUCCUCUCGACCACUGGCGUUGCUUGGUGCACUAUUGACCGAGUUACCGGGAUCAUGGCCGACGUUCCCUCUAGUCAAAUGCUUCACAAGACUAUAUCGCUUAAUGCCAGAAGAUGCCAAGUCUUAUAAAGAUACAAGAGCAGCACAAAUAAUUCACGACACCUCGAAACUGGUGAAAACAUCUUAUGGGUCGUUUGCCUCUUUUAUAUCUUACGACUUACGGCCAGCUCUGAGGUCAUCAACGCCAGGAAGCUAUAUAUCCCACAAGGGACUACGAAGAUUUGUUGAUAGCUUUCAACUCCCAUCUGGAAGUUUUACUCAGAAACCGAUUGUCGCAAUAGCUUUGCCCAAUGGCCCGUUGCUUGCUGCGACCUGUAUUGCGGUUACAACAUAUUAUACCUCUGCGCCAAUCAACCCUGCUGCUGGCGCUGAGCAAUUCCGCGCAGAUGUGCAACAAGCCGGUGCUAAGUUCAUAUUGACGACAAGAGACGACUAUGAAAGACUGGGAUUAGAGGAUCCCUGGGUCGCCUCAGCGGGAAUUCAAGUUUUCGUGGUCAAGUGGGACAAUAACGACAAGAUCGAGAUUCAAGACCUUAGCGGCAUUGCUAUUUCUCAGCCGAGCCAGAAUCUUCCUUACAAUGAACCAGAUGAUUUUGGAUUGAUACUUUUCACAAGUGGCACAUCCGGCACAAAGAAAGUCGUUCCCAUGACAAUGCACUCUAUUAUCGCUGGCAUCAGCUUCGUAGUAGAGUCAUGGGGUCUGACUGCUUCUGAUAUAUGUCUCAACAUGAUGCCAUUGUACCAUGUCGGAGGAUUGGUAAGAAAUAUCUUCGCUCCUAUCUUCGCAGGUGGAUCAACAGUCUGCUGCGCAGCAUUUGAUCCCGGUUUAUUCUGGGAUGUGGUCCAAGAAACUCCCGUGACGUGGUAUUACGCAUCUCCAUCAAUGCACUCCGUCAUCUUGGCUGCUGCGUCGGACCGUCAAGCGGCCCUGAAGCAGAGCUGUAUUAGAUUGGCAUGUAAUGCUGCGGGAGGUCUCCUGCCGUCGUUGGCGUGCAAACUUCGAGAUACAUUCAACUGCGUUGUGCUUCCAAGCUAUGGAAUGACCGAAUGCAUGCCAAUAUCAACGCCACCACUUGAUUACCAGUUGGACAGAGAAGGUACAUCAGGCGUCAGCGUAGGGCCAGAGUGUUCCAUCCUGGAUUGGUCGGAUCAUCAUGUCCCAUUGGGCGACGUAGGGAGGAUCUGUGUGCGCGGUGAGCCUGUGUUCCCUGGAUACCUCAAACCAGACGGAACUCUGGACAAGUCGCCGUUCAACUCAAACGGCUGGUUUGACACAGGUGAUCUUGGUUACAUGGAUAAAGACGGCUACCUUUACAUCACUGGGAGGAGCAAAGAAGUUAUAAACCGAGGUGGCGAGCUCAUCUCGCCCUUCGAGGUGGAAAAUGCCAUUAUGCGCUUAUCCAUGUCCCCGGAGUCGCCUCUCCAUGGACGCAUUCUCCAAACUCUUGCCUUUUCGGUGCCUCACGAUGUGUUGCAAGAAGUCGUUGCAGUGGUGUUGGUAACCCCUGCAAAUGCUCCUCGCGUCGAUCUGAAAACACUACAGACUGCUUUACGUUCGUCAUUACAGCAAGUCAAAUGGCCGGUUCUCAUCACUUAUAUGAAUGAUGUCCCAAAGAAGAACAAUAAAGUCUUGAGAAUCAGACUAGGCCAGAGGUGUGGGAUACCAGAGUUAACAGACGACACAUGUUAUCUGAACAGGCACUGGGAGGCUACAUGUCCACCUCCCGACACCGACCUCUCAGUUCCAAUUAACUCAUUACAAUGUGCUAUUGACUAUGGCACCUUGUCUGCUGGCUUGAAUGCCAUCGUUCCUGGCAAUUUUAGGCACUACUGCAGACAGAAUCACACUAGGGGGUCAUUACAAGCUUUUAUCAGUCCGGUUGAAGGAAAUUCAGGGGCAUUAGAUCAACAGCCAGAUGCGUUGAAAGCACAGCUAUCCAAAACCAUUCACGGAUAUUUGGUGCCUGAGCACGUAUACCUGCUGUCAGAUCCCCUGCCACUUGAUCCUUCUGGCGCCGUCGAUAACGACGAACUGGAUCGGCUACUUGCAGAAAUGGAGAAUGAUUCUUUGCAGGAGCUUGAGGCGUCCACUGAAGGAAAAGUUAAAAGGAUUUUUGCAGAUGUCCUUUCCCGAGACCCACGGGACAUAGCACUCAAUGUCGAUUUCUUCACUCUCGGUGGAGAUUCUCUUAAAGCAGGGCGAAUGGUAUCAGCAUUACGAUCUACAUUCGCUAUCCAGAUUCCCAUCCAGCUUGUCUUCAACCAAGGGACUGUUUCUGCUAUUGCUACGUUUGUCGACAAAACAAUAGAACUUCAACCGGCUGAUGCAGUCACUGAUAACACAAUUGGUUGCUCGAAGACUUACAGUUCCACAAACCCCUUUGUGAUGUUUCUUCAGCUGAUUCCGCUCACGGUAAUCUAUCCUCUACGUCGUGCUGUUCAAUGGACCGCCUUUAUUGUUGCUUUGGGCUACGCACAAAGCUGGCCAACAAAUCACCAUACACUGGGUCGGCUGUUCAAUGUGGUGAUUUCGGUUGUAUUCUCAAGAUUUGUUAUUCGAAUCGUCAGUCCCUUUUUUGGCAUUGCGGCAAAAUGGCUGAUUAUUGGCCGCUAUCGCGAGGGGCUUUACCCCAUGUGGGGGACAUACCACACGCGCUGGUGGAUGGUCCAGAAGAUUGUCAGCCUUUGUGGAAAGGGAUUUUUCAAUAUGAAUGGAAGCAUGAAGCUCAUGUAUUACCGGCUGAUGGGAGCAAAGAUUGGCAAAAAUGUCCAGAUCUCUGGCACCUCAGUUGGUGAGUGGGAUCUUCUUGAUAUCAGAGAUGGGGCAACUCUUUCACAAUGCAUGUGUCGUCCAUUUGCUGUGGAGGGAAAUACGUCGAUGUAUUUGGGCCGUAUUGUCAUUGGAGAGAAUGCCUCUGUUGGUGCAGCAUCAAUCAUAACACCCGGUGCAGUAGUCCCUGCCAAUGUUUGCAUAGGAGCGAAUUCGUCGAGCUGGGAGCUUGAUGACGCUGACGAGGAGAACCGGACCCUUUCUUCUAACCAAGCGCAAAAACCGCAUCUUCUUCUCACUUGCUUAUUCACUGUGCCGCUGGUUUUCUUCGUAUGGAUCCUAUCGCUGCUCCCUUGGCUGGGUGGUAUCCUCGGCAUGGUAGAAACGAUGCCCUCCCCAGAUAUCUCGCCAGUAAGAGGGGUUCUUGACUGGUUCUCGACGCCCAAACGGGUGGGAUUUCACUCUCUUGCUUUGGUAUUACGGAGUAUGGCUAGUCCGUACAUCUUCUUUGCUUUCACCUUGGUCGUGAAAUUACUACUAGAUGCCGUGUUUGGAAAGAUGACCUUUGCCUCUGCAAGAGAUCAAGGAGCGAUUGCUACGUGGCGAGCAGCUCUGCUGAAGACCUUGUUGCCAGUUUCGCGCCUACACGACAUGACGGCCAUGUUUGGCCAGCAUUACGAGGCAACAUCUAUUGCUUUACGCUUACUGGGUGGUCGAAUUGGCAAGCGAAUUUACUGGCCAGGGACUGGUCCCGGCAUUGGGGAUUACCAUCUGAUAGACAUCGGAAACGAUGUCGUUUUUGGUUCUCGCUCUCGCUUCAUUACCUCGGAUGGCACUGGUUCCGAAAAGAUCACUGUCGAAGACCGUGUCAUGAUCGCAGAUCGAGUGUGUCUGCUCCCCGGCGUGACAGUUGGCACUCAAGCUACUAUGGGUUCUGGCUCCCUGACACGCCGGGGGGCAUCUUAUGCACCUGGUGGUGUCUUCGUGGGCUCAAAAGGCCGCGACUGUGUCCAUCUCUCAGGUGGCCAGAGCACGGCAGUUGAUGACAAUAAAUUGAACCGUACCCGUACCCGUACCCGUGUGCGGCCAGGUGAGAUUAAAAAGGAAGGCUUUACGGCCUCUGAAAGCGAAACAGAUGAUCAUGCGUCAGAAACGGCGGAGACGGACGACUUGUCUCCAUUUGGACGUGCAUUUUAUCUCAAACGUGCGCCUUACCACGUCCUGGGACAGUUUGCCAUAUUCUGCUACUCCUCAUUCAUCGUCAUUUUCACCACCUUUUACUGGAAUGCGCCAGUCGUCAUAUGCGCACAAGUGGUUGACCACCUUAUGAAUCGGUUCGUUCGCCGCGACAUUGGUUACGUAUUCAAUGUUGGCGUGCUAUUCCUCAUGUCUUGGGCAAGCAUGGCUGUCGUAUUCACAAUGUUGGCCGUUUUGGCGCUCUCCAUUGUCAUUGCGAGCAAAUGGAUUCUGAUAGGCCGCCGGAUGCCUGGAAACUAUGACUGGGAUAAAUCUUCUUACUGUCAACGAUGGCAAAUGUUCCUCAGCAUCGAGAGGCUUCGGCGGCGCUGCUUUCAUAGCCAAGGUAUUAUCGGGCUCUUAACAGGAACCCACUGGAUUGUUAUGUACUUUCGAGCACUGGGUGCUGAGAUUGGCAAAGACUGCGCCCUUUUUGCCAAUGGUAAUCCCAGCUUGACAUUUACAGAGCCGGACUUGAUCAAGCUAGGAGACAGAGUUGCUAUUGACGAUGCUAGUGUGGUGGCUCACAUCAACACUAGGGGCAAGUUUGAUCUGAACAGACUCAAUAUUGGAGACAGGUGUGUCAUGCGUUCGGGAAGCAGACUGCUAAGCGGUGCCACGAUGAAGGAUGACAGCUGUCUUUUGGAACAUACGCUCAUUAUGGGUGGCGAUGUUGUGGAAGAAAGAUGGACAAUGCAGGGAUGGCCUGCAGAGAGGCAUACCGGAAAGAGAGCAGCGAUUGAGUAG